UGACAUAAAAGGAGAGAGGGGAAGGAGAGAGAUCCUCAUAUCCAGAGCACCAACUGUGUGAUUUUUGUUGCCAGCAACUGGUUUCCAUAUAGCCUCUCACAAUGACCUCCUACAGCUUCAGGCAGUCCUCUUCUGUCUCAGGUGGAGGGUUUGGUGGUGCAUCCUUCAGGGCCCCAAGCAUGCAUGGUGGGUCUGGUGGCCGGGGUGUCUCUGUCUCUUCUGCAAGGUUUGUCUCCUCUGGGGCUGGAGGAGGCCUAGGUGGUGGCUAUGGAGGAGGCUACGGAGGAGGCUUUGGAGGAGGUUUCGGUGGAGGUUUCGGUGGUGGUGCUGGAGGUGGGUUUGGAGGCGCAAUGGCUGUCAGUGAUGGCCUCCUUUCUGGAAACGAGAAGGUAACUAUGCAGAAUCUGAACGACCGCCUGGCAAACUACUUAGAGAAGGUGCGUGCCCUGGAGGAGGCCAACACAGAUCUGGAGGUUAAAAUCCGAGAGUGGUACCAGAAGCAGGGGCCAAGGGCAACCCGUGACUAUAGUCCAUAUUACAAGACCAUUGAAGAUCUCCGAGAAAAGAUCUUUGAUGCAACAACUGAAAACUCUAAACUUGUCCUGCAGAUUGACAAUGCCAGGCUGGCUGCUGAUGAUUUCAAAACCAAGUUUGAGACAGAACAAGCUCUGCGCAUGAGUGUUGAGGGUGAUAUCAAUGGACUCCGCAGAGUCUUGGAUGAGCUGACCUUGGCUAGGACUGAUCUGGAGAUGCAGAUUGAAAACUUGAAGGAGGAACUUGCCUACCUCAAGAAGAACCAUGAGGAGGAGCUGGCUUCACUUUCAGGGCAAGUUGGAGGCCAAGUGAGUGUGGAAGUUGACUCUGCCCCAGGCAUUGAUCUCACCAAGAUCCUGGCUGAUAUGAGAGACCAGUAUGAAUUGAUGGCUGAUAAGAACAGAAGGGAAGCUGAGGCUUGGUUCACCAGUAAGACCGAAGAACUGCAUCAAGAAGUCGCUGUCAACACCGAACAGCUUCAGUCCAGCAAGACGGAGAUCACAGACUUGAGACGCACCCUCCAAGGCCUGGAGAUUGAGCUCCAGUCUCAGCUUAGCAUGAAAAACGCAUUGGAAAACACCUUGGCAGACACUGAAUGUCGCUACAGUGCCCAGCUGGCCCAGAUUCAGAGUCUGAUCAGCAACAUCGAAGGGCAGCUGGUUGAGCUCCGAUCCGACAUGGAGCGUCAAAACAGUGACUAUAAGAUCCUGAUGGACAUCAAGAGCCGGCUGGAGCAAGAGAUUGAAACUUACCGGCAGCUUUUGGAUGGCCAAGAUCUCCAGUAAGUCAUUUUGAUGAACUAU
Molecule: messenger RNA, 1337 nt
Organism: Heteronotia binoei (common prickly gecko)
Lineage: Eukaryota; Metazoa; Chordata; Lepidosauria; Squamata; Gekkonidae
Product: keratin, type I cytoskeletal 19-like
Exons: 6
Coding region: 102-1319 (405 amino acids)
Molecular function (GO): structural molecule activity
Source: RefSeq, a predicted model, not a curated record